AAAAUUUUUGCAAUGAAGUAAAUUUUAAGUGAAAAAUUAGAAAAAUCAAUUUUAAUUGUGGUAAAAUCGACCAAAAAGAUGUCAUUCAACUACAAUCCAAUGCAGAGUGCCAUGCCACCGAUGCAUCUCAUCGCGCCGACCACAAGCUCAUUCCUUCCAAAACUCCAAAACUCUCUCCUCACAGCCACACAAACCCACCAACAACAAUCACAACAUCAUCAUCAUCCUCACCAUCAUCAACAACAGCAACAGCAGCAACAACAAUCUCAAAAGAAUGAAUCUCUCUACUCGCAAGCUCAAGCCAUGGAUCUCGAGAAUCCAAAUGAUAAUUCAUCAAAUAAUUGUGAUCAUUCGGAUGGCGGUUGUGAGAAUGGAAGUGGAAACAAUUCAGAUCUUGUAUUUAAUGGAAUUAUUCCUCAGUCAUUCAUGAUGUUGCCUGGUGUCAUGAUGGAUCCAUCACUUCUUGGUCUCCAGCAGUUUCCAACAAUUUUAAACCUUCCACAGAAUUUAGGACAGCAACAGAAUCAAGAGAAUCAAAAGAAUGAAGGUAAUGGUCAAGUUAAGGAAGUCAUUCAUUGUCCAAGCUGCAGUUUAAUCCCACCGAAUCCAAAUGCACCACCACCAUCGACUAGAGAGCGUCCACCAGGCUGUCGGACUGUCUUUGUUGGUGGAUUGCCUGAAAAUAUCACAGAAGCAAUUAUUCAUGAGAUAUUUGAGCGUUGUGGCGAAAUCACGACAUUAAGGCUGUCCAAAAAGAACUUUUGUCACAUUCGAUUCGUGUUUGAGGCAUCUGUGGACAGUGCCAUAUACCUAAGUGGAUAUCGUGUCAAGAUUGGCAACAAUAAUGAUCCAACAAACACCGGUCGACUACAUGUUGACUAUGCACAGGCUAGAGAUGAUCAAUAUGAGUAUGAAUGUAAGCAACGGCAAUGUCAGCGUGAACAACGACAUCGUGAAAAGGACCGGAAUCGAUCAACAUCACCACCAGCUGUGCCACAUUAUACGGACCAUGAAGCCACGAAUGUUGCUGAAAAAAUAAAAAAUGAUGAAACUUUUUUGAAAGCUGUUCAGACGCUGGUUCUGUGGCUUGAGCGUGGCGAUUGCUCGAAGAAAAAUUCAAAUAUUUUUUAUUCGAUGAUCCAAAGUGCAAAUUCGCACAUUCGACGACUGCUCAAUGAGAAGACACAAUUUGAGGACGAGAUGAAUGAGGCUAGGAAUCAUUACAGGACACAAAUGACUAAAAUGAUUGAUCAAUUCAAUCAAAUUGAGAAAGUUUUUAAUGCGGCAAGUCAUAAGAAAGUCUGGGAUCAUUUCACGAAGCCACAGAGGAAGAACAUAGACCAGUGGUGCAAGCAGGCGUCGGACGUGAGGACAUUCCAAAUGGAUGAAAAUUUGGAUAAUAAUGAUGAAAUGGAUAUGAGUGAUGAUGACAGCUCAAGCAGAAGUGGUAAAAGGAUUAAGCUGGAUAAGGCAAGGAAGAAGGACGAUCGUUCAUCCCGCUCCCUAUCUCAUGACAUAAAAUACGAGACAGACAGCCUUAGCAGCCACAAAAUAGAUGUCGAGAUCAAAUCUAAACAAAUCAAAGUCCUUCAAGAGACAAUUCGCAAUUUACAGCGUAAAUUAAUGGAAACAAGUACCAAAGAGAAGCAAAAUGAGGCAAAAAUAGCAGAAUUAGAGAUAUUGAACCGUGAAUCGAAUGUCAAGGAACUCCUUUUACGGACAAAAAUUGCAAAUGCACGUUCAACUUCACAGUCGGUUGAUGAUUGCAGUGAGACGUCGUCGAUAAUCGAGAAAGCUCAAUCAAAUAUUGAAAUUUGUAGUCACAGUGAGGCACAGCUGGUGUCAUUGGCAACAGUUUUUCUAGUCAUACAUCCAAAUGGUGUAAAAAUUGAUGCCAUUUUAGGAUACAUAAGUGAAUUAAUCACUGGAAUUAGUGAAUCUGAAAUUCUUGACGUUUUAGUCAAAAAUGAGAAAAUUUUUCGUUAUUUUGAGGAUGAUGGGAAGUGGCAAUAUUGUGGAUUUAAAAGCUUGCCAUAAGUUUUUUUUGAGUGUUUUAAGUUGAAAUUUAUUGAUAUUUAGGUGAGGAUUUAGAUGGAUCUGGUCGGUAGGGAUCAAAAAUUUAACCUUUUUUUUGUUCAAAAAUUUAAAUUAUACCAAAGAAAAGAAAAAAAUAAUUUUAAGAGAAACUGAAAGAAUUUUAAAUGUUUAAAUAAAAUUACUUUUUUGGCAUUUUCGACUUUUUUUAAAUUUUUAACGGUUUUGAUUUUUUUGAUUUUUAACAUAUUUAAAAUUUCUUUAAUUUUGAAAUUUUUCUCAAAAAACAAUGAUAUUUUUGAAGUUUAAAAUUUUUU
Messenger RNA from Chironomus riparius, 2351 nucleotides. The record is from the annotation of a GenBank genome assembly. NCBI's taxonomy places the organism in Eukaryota, Metazoa, Arthropoda, Insecta, Diptera, Chironomidae.